Molecule: messenger RNA, 2193 nt
Organism: Macroventuria anomochaeta
Lineage: Eukaryota; Fungi; Ascomycota; Dothideomycetes; Pleosporales; Didymellaceae
Product: glycosyltransferase family 1 protein
Exons: 5
Coding region: 1-2193 (730 amino acids)
Biological process (GO): carbohydrate metabolic process
Molecular function (GO): hexosyltransferase activity; UDP-glycosyltransferase activity
Source: RefSeq, a predicted model, not a curated record
AUGCCUUCCCUUUGCACGAGCUUGACUGACUUCUUUGUCGAGAUGACGGCCGUUUCGAGAUCUGUGAUGGUUUAUGGAAUCGACCUUCAUGCACGACUCACCAAGACACUUGUCAGCCUUGUUUCUGAUAAGAGCAGAGACCCGUUCGAGCCUAGCCGACGCUUCACUGUACAACGAGGAUGGAGCGUACGCAUGAACAUUGUCAUCCAAGUUGUGGGUAGUCGCGGGGAUAUCCAACCAUUCGUCGCAUUAGGUCAAGAACUCCAAAAAUACGGCCAUCGCGUUCGGUUAGCGACGCUUGAUGUGUUCGUGGGGUUUGUCAAGAAGUCAAACCUGGGAUUUUAUCCAAUCGGCGGUGAAUCUAAAGAGCUGAUGGCUUACAUGGUCAAGAACCCCCGUCUGAUUCCAACAGUGAAGAGCUUACGUGAAGGCGAUAUCAAGAAGAAACGCGUCAUGAUAACGGAAAUCCUCAAAAGGUGCUGGAAAUCAUGCGUGGAAGCAGACGUUGAUUCCCAAGAGCCAUUUGUUGCCGACGCCAUCAUCGCAAAUCCUCCCAGCUUCGCCCACAUCCACUGUGCACAGGCGCUUGGGGUUCCGCUCCACAUGAUGUUCACUAUGCCAUGGAGCAGCACAAAAGCAUUUCCUCACCCGCUAGCAAAUAUUAAAGUGGGAGAGAUCGAUCCAGCCCUUGUCAACUACGCUUCAUACGGCAUCGUGGAGUUUCUAACAUGGCAAGGCCUAGGGGACGUUAUCAAUAAGUUCAGAAGGGAUACACUGGACCUCGAGCCCGUACCUACCAGUGUCGGACCUGUGCUGGCGGAGGCGCUGGAAUUCCCUUUCACCUACUGCUGGUCGCCGGCCCUUGUUCCUAAACCUGCAGAUUGGUGUUCUCAUAUCGACGUUUGCGGCUUCUUCUUCCGCGACCCACCUCCCUACGACCCACCGACAAUAAUUGCGGAAUUUUUCAGAACUGGUCCACCUCCUAUCUACAUCGGCUUCGGCAGCAUCGUCUUGGAAGAUUCAGCGAAGGUGACCUCACUACUCAUAGAGGCUGUGCAACUCUGCAGUGUCCGAGCAAUCAUAUCUAAGGGCUGGAGCAACUUAGGCGGUGGUCAUCCAGAGCAAGCAGGUGAUGUCUUGUUCAUCGGUGACUGUGAUCACGAAUGGUUGUUCCAACACGUCGCUGCUGUAAUCCAUCAUGGUGGAGCCGGGACAGCUGCUUGCGGACUAAAGUAUGCAUGCCCAACCCUUUCAAAAUAUCUGGUCGACGCGAUCCAGAUCCUUCUUGCUCCACAGACCCAAACGGCAGCUAAGAGCCUUUCCUUGCAAAUGGCGAACAAGCAGGGCGUCAAUGCUGCUGUCCAUUCUUAUCAUGCGAACCUGCCGUUCGAGAGUAUAAGAUGCAACAUUAUUCAUGACCUGCCAGCCACGUGGCUCUACAAAAAGGCCUCAAUUCGACUUUCCAAACUUGCGGCGCAUAUUCUGGUCGAGGAAGGAGUGAUAUCCUACGAAACCCAACCCAUUCACAUCACAAACCGCCGUUGGAAUUCUGUCACGAGUAUGAGUUCUGUAGGCCUGUCGAUUGUCGGUAAUAUGGGCAAAGCUACUACAGGCAUGCUGUGUGAUCCCUACAAAGAACUGAAGCGCACAAAAAGCGAGGGAACAAGCAAUGCGGCACACGGCGCAGCAACUGCGGGCCGGAUGACUGCCGCUGGCGCAAAAGGUUUUGGUCGGUUAUACGGAGCCAUCUUCAAAGGCGCUAUUGUCGAUAUACCAUUAGCCGCAGCUGAAGGACUGCGAGCGGUUCCCAAGCUAUAUGGGGAAGAAGUCAGGGAUCACGGCCAAGUGACAAACAUCCAGAGCGGUUUUAGCAAAGCUGGGAAAAACUUCGCAUUCGGCAUGGUCGAUGGCUUUAACGAUCUUUUCGUACGACCAGUUCAACAAAAGACGGCGCGGUUAACAUCAAAAACGGCUUCUGCAACUGUUAGCAUCGUUGCUUACCCAGGUGAGGGUAUCUGCAAGAGCCUUCGACUUGCAGUACACUCAGGUACUAGGAGAAACAUCAAGGCGCAUAAGAUAUCCGAGGGAACGUAUCCUUCUCAACGAUACGCGCUAGAUAAGGAAGUCGUCGGGGUCAUCAAUGCUUUCGAGCUUUUGAGAAGCGAACAGCGCCGGAUCCUGACCGGAUUUUGA